This is a messenger RNA of Knipowitschia caucasica, 444 nucleotides long. Lineage: Eukaryota; Metazoa; Chordata; Actinopteri; Gobiiformes; Gobiidae. The record is from the annotation of a GenBank genome assembly.
AUGCCGAAGUUUUACUGUGACUACUGUGACACUUAUUUAACACAUGACUCGCCAUCGGUAAGGAAAACGCACUGUAGUGGUCGAAAACACAAGGAGAAUGUGAAAGAUUAUUAUCAGAAGUGGAUGGAGGAGCAAGCACAGAGUCUCAUUGAUAAAACGACGGCCGCGUUUCAACAAGGGAAGAUUCCACCAUCACCUUUUCCUGGAGGACCUCCACCGGGUGGUCCUCCUCGACCUGGCAUGUUGCCAACUCCGCCAAUGGGAGGUCCUCCUAUGAUGCCUAUGAUGGGACCCCCUCCACAUGGCAUGAUGCCUGGUGGACCUGGUAUGAGGCCGCCGAUGGGAGGGCCCAUGCAGAUGAUGCCAGGGCCUCCACACAUGAUGCGUCAUCCCCGGCCCAUGAUGAUGCCAGUGAGGCCUGGCAUGAUGCGCCCCGACAGAUAA